Molecule: messenger RNA, 5979 nt
Organism: Hylaeus anthracinus
Lineage: Eukaryota; Metazoa; Arthropoda; Insecta; Hymenoptera; Colletidae
Product: transcription elongation factor SPT6-like
Exons: 7
Coding region: 123-5339 (1738 amino acids)
Biological process (GO): mRNA transcription by RNA polymerase II; nucleosome organization; positive regulation of transcription elongation by RNA polymerase II
Cellular component (GO): transcription elongation factor complex
Molecular function (GO): DNA binding; nucleosome binding; histone binding
Source: RefSeq, a predicted model, not a curated record
AAACAGCUGGCAGAUGUCACGAUUACUUCCACUUCCAACAAAGUAGUUCAACAAUACGUUUUCACUUUCUCGUCGACGUUUCUGCAGAUUUUGUCGAAAGGAUUUUAUAUUUAUAAGGGAAAAUGGCAGAUUACUUGGACGCCGAAGCAGAGGAGAGUGAAGAAGAGGAGGAACUCGAUAUCAAUGAAAGGAGAAAGCUUAAAAAGUUAAAGGCUAUGCAGGAUAGCGACGACGAGGAAGAUGAUGACGAAGGGGAAAUUGAUGGGCUUAUUGAUGAUAAUCCAAUUGAUGAUGACAAUGAUGGUGAGGAUAGCGAUGCAUCAGGUUCUGGGAAACGUAAAAAAAGUGAUGAUGAAGAUUUUGAUGACCGUUUGGAAGAUGAAGAUUACGAUCUACUCGAAGAAAAUUUAGGAGUCAAAGUUUCAAGGAAACAUCGUUUUAAGCGUCUGCGCAGAAUACAAGAUGAAGAAUCAGAAGGAGAAGAAGAUGGAGAGACAGAUGAAAGGAACGCUAUUGCUAAUGAAUUGUUUCAAGGGUCUGGAGAUGAAGAUGAGGAAAGAAGUGAAAUUAGUCAUAGACCAGAAGUGGAAGCAUUUGAUGAAGAGGAAAGUGAAGAUGAAGAUGAUUUUAUUGUAGAUGGUGACGGAUUACCCAUAUCUGAAAGGAAGAAGAAAAAGAAACAUAUUUUUUCAGACGCUGCUUUGCAAGAAGCUCAAGAUAUAUUUGGUGUCGAUUUUGAUUAUGACGAAUUUGGGAAGUAUGGAGAAGAUGAAUUCGAAGAAGAAGAGGAUGAAGCAGAAGAUGAAUACCUUCAAGAAGAUGGAGAAGACCGACCAAGACGAUCAAAGAAACAUUUUAAGAAAAAAAGCACAAAGAAGAGCAUUUUUGAAAUAUAUGAGCCUAGUGAACUUAUACGCGGACAUUUUACUGAUGUGGAUAACGAGAUUCGUACUACAGACAUUCCUGAACGUAUGCAACUUCGUACUACUCCAAUUACACCAACAGCUGAAGGUUCAGAUGAAUUGGAUCUUGAGGCAGAGUGGAUAUACAAGCAAGCAUUUUGUCAACCGACAAUUUCAGUACAAGAUUCUCAUUUAAAUGAAGAAGCCAAAGAAAGAGCUAAAAAGGGCCCACAAACUGUCGGAAAAAUUAAGAAAUCUUUGGAUUUCAUGCGUAAUCAAAAUUUUGAAGUUCCUUUCAUUUCAUUUUAUAGGAAGGAAUAUGUUUUACCGGAAUUAAAUAUCAAUGAUUUGUGGAAAAUAUAUAAAUUCGACACAAAAUGGUGUCAACUUAAGCAAAGGAAAGAGAGUUUAUUGAGAUUAUUUGAAAAGAUGAGAAAUUUUCAAUUGGAUGAAAUUAUGAAAAAUCCUGAUGCUCCAUUACCUGAUAACAUACGACUGAUUAAAGAUGAUGAUCUUGAACGGCUUGAAAAUGCUCAAACUUUUGAAGAAGUGAAUGAUAUUUAUCAGCACUUUAUGCUUUAUUAUAGUCACAAUAUUUCGGCAAUGCAGGAAGACAUUCGUAAAAAGGAAAAAGAAGCACGGAAGAAAGCUAGAAUUGAAAAAAGAAAACAACAAAUUGCAGCAGCUGAGGAAAAUGGAAUUCUUCUAGAAGAAAAUAUCGAUGUGGAAGAUGAUGACGACGAUGCGGACGAUGGAUUAAAACAGCCAAUUAGAAAAGGUCCUUAUUCUCUGUGUAGAAAAGCUCGUUUAGAUGGACUUGCUAAAAAGUUUGGCCUUACACCGGUACACUUUGCCGAAAAUCUCCGAGAUAAUUAUCAACGUCACGAAGUAGAGCAAGAACCAACAGAACCAACUGUAGCAGCCGAAGAAUAUUGUUCAGAUAUUUUUAAAACAAACGAAGAAGUGCUUAGAGCUGUGCAAUUAAUGGUUGCGUUUCAAUUGGCACAUGAGCCGUUAGUACGUAAAUGCGUUAGAGAAAUGUAUAUGGAAAGAGCAAAGUUGUCUGUAAGACCAACCAAAAAGGGGAUAAAGGAAAUUGACGAAGGUCAUCCCAUUUUUACAUUAAAAUAUCUGAAAGACAAGCCUGUGCGAGAUCUUGUUGGAGAUCAAUUUUUAAAACUAAUUAUAGCAGAAGAAGAAAAAUUAAUUACAAUUUCCUUCAGUGAUAUGAUAGAAGGAAAUACGACCAAUAAUUAUAUCGACGAAAUAAAACAAUUAUACUACAGGGACGAAUUUAGUAAAAGCGUACAAGAUUGGAAUGCAUUGAGAACUGGCAGUGUUGAAAUAGCUUUAAACCGUAUCGUAAUACCACAUCUAAAGAAAGAAUUGCGAUCCAUUCUUACAGUAGAGGCAAAAGAAUGCGUUAUGAAAGCUUGUUGCCGCAAAAUGUAUAAUUGGAUCAAAAUUGCUCCAUACAGUUGCAGAUUCCCAGAGGAAGAAGAUGAAGAUUGGAAUACCAGUAAAGGAAUCCGAGUGAUGGGUUUAGCUUAUGUAUCUGAUCCAUCUGUAUCUGCUUUUGCGUGCAUAAUUGCUCCAGAUGGAGAGUGUACUGAUUACCUGAGAUUAUCUCAUUUAUUAAAACGCAAAAACAGUUUUAGAGAAAAUGAAAAAAUGAUGAAGGAGGCCGAUUUAUUAGCAAUUAAGAAUUUCAUUGCUACGAAAAAACCACACGUUAUUGUGGUAAGCGGUGAAUCUAGAGACGCAUUAAUGAUAGUAGCCGAUAUAAAGGAAUGUCUUACCAAUUUAGCAGAAGAGGAACAAUUUCCUAACAUACAAGUUGAGAUAUGUGAUAACGAGUUAGCGAAAGUUUAUGCGAACAGUAACAAAGGUACAUCUGAGUUUAGAGAUUAUCCAGAUUUAUUGAGGCAAGCUAUAUCUUUGGCAAGAAGAAUGCAAGAUCCUCUAUUAGAGUUCUCUCAAUUGUGUACUGUAGACGAAGAAAUAAUGUGCCUUAAAUAUCACCCUUUGCAAGAUCAAUUACCAAAAGAAGAUCUUAUAGAAAAUUUAUACUUGGAAUUUAUAAACCGCGUGAACGAAGUAGGAGUAGAUUUAAAUCGAACAGUUCAAGAGCCUUACACAGCGAACUUAUUACAAUUUGUAUGUGGUUUAGGUGCCAGAAAGGCACAAUCGCUGAUUAAGAUCCUAAAGCAAACUAAUCAGAGACUAGAGAACAGAACACAACUUAUAACUGCUUGUCACAUGGGCCCUAAGGUGUUCGUUAAUUGUGCUGGUUUUAUUAAGAUAGACACAAAUAGUUUAGGAGAUAGUACCGAAGCGUAUGUAGAAGUCUUGGAUGGUUCACGUGUACAUCCAGAGACGUACGAAUGGGCAAGAAAAAUGGCGGUGGACGCGCUAGAAUACGACGACGAAGAUGCAAAUCCUGCCGGUGCGUUGGAAGAAAUACUUGAAUCUCCAGAAAGAUUAAAAGAUUUAGAUCUGGAUGCCUUCGCUGAAGAGCUUGAAAGACAGGGUUUUGGAAACAAGUGCAUUACCCUUUACGAUAUAAGAGCUGAAUUGAAUUCUAGAUACAAAGAUCUCCGUGUACCCUAUCAACCUCUAGAUACGGAGAAAUUAUUUGAUGUUCUGACGAAAGAGACCCCAGAAACGUUUUAUGUUGGUAAAUUGGUCAUGGCGACAGUCGUUGGAAUAAGCCAUAGAAAACCACAGGGAGAUCAAUUAGAUCAAGCAAAUCCUGUUAGAAACGACGAGACUGGUUUAUGGCAAUGUCCAUUCUGUUUGAAGAACGACUUUCCAGAAUUAUCGGAAGUAUGGAAUCAUUUCGAUGCCGGUGCAUGUCCUGGAAAGGCAACUGGAGUUCGUUUGAGAUUAGAUAAUGGAGUCUCUGGCUACAUUCACGUAAAAAAUUUAUCGGACAAACACGUCAAUAAUCCAGAGGAAAGAGUGCAUGUUGGUCAAGUGAUCCAUUGUCGCAUAAUAAAAAUAGAAGUGGAUCGAUUUAGCGUCGAAUGUACUAGUAAAUCGAGCGAUCUUGCUGACAAAAAUCGCGAAUGGAGACCUCAAAAGGACGUCCACUAUGACCUAGAGGCAGAAGAGAACGAUACAAAAGUUGAAGAAGAAACAAAAAAAACGCAACAAAGACAAACUUAUGUAAAGCGUGUUAUAAUUCACCCCAGUUUCCAUAACAUUAGCUUUGCAGAAGUUGAAAAGCUAAUGCAAACAGUGAAACAAGGGGAAACUAUAAUACGUCCGAGCAGUAAAGGAUCGGAUCAUUUGACAGUGACGUGGAAAGUCACGGACAAAAUUCAUCAACAUAUCGAUAUAAGAGAGGAGGGCAAAGAGAACGCAUUUUCUUUAGGCCGCAGUUUGUGGAUUGGCAACGAAGAGUUCGAAGAUCUAGAUGAAAUAAUUGCAAGACAUAUUAAUCCAAUGGCCGCGUAUGCCUCCGAACUUUUAGAUUUUAAAUAUUACAAAUCACACGUGGAAGGUAUUAAAGACAAAGCGGAAGAAAUAUUGAAAGAACAGAAAAAACAAAAUCCUGGUGGAAUACCGUAUAUUCUAUCCGCUGCUAAAAAUUAUCCUGGAAAAUUUUUACUUUCGUAUUUGCCACGGGUUCGUUGCCGCCAUGAAUAUAUCACCGUAACACCAGACGGAUUUCGAUACAGAGGUCAAAUGUUUAGUAGAGUGAACGACUUAUUCCGUUGGUUUAAAGAGCAUUUUAGAGAUCCUAUACCUGGUCAAUCUACGCCUGGUACACCACAUGGAGGCAUGACAUCCAGAACACCAUUCAGUGGUACUCCAGGAAUUAAUGGAGUGAAUCCAGAUGCGAUACAGAAAGUAGCCCAGAAUAUGCCACAUCACAUGUUACAUUCUCUCUCGAAGGUAGCAAGCCAAACUCCGCAUAAUUAUCCACCGUGUACACCAGGAACUGCCAGUGUUAAUAAUUAUGGUGGAAUUUAUGGAAGCACACCUUACACGCCUUCAGGCCAGACACCAUUUAUGACUCCGUAUCAUACGCCACAUCAUACACCUCACCAUCCUCAGACUCCGAGUCAUAAUCAAGGACAGUUCUUACAACCAAUCCCAACCGCAACAAAUUCAAAUUCGCAUAGACCUGCUAGAUCUCAAAGACCCGUUUCAUCGGACGCAACGAAUUGGACAAAGGCUGCGGAAGCUUGGGCUCGUGCAAAGCAAACUCCUUCGAAAAACUUUAACAGUACUCCAAGAUACGACGAUUCUAGAAGAACGCCACGGAAUCAAGAGACUCAAAAUGAAAGAACAACUCCACGGAAUAAUAGAAUCCCAUCUGUUCGUACUCCGUCUUACAGAUCUCCCAAAGGGACUCCGUUUACGAAUUCUAGUCCUCGGAGUAUGUCAAUAAGCGGAGAUGCCACUCCUUUGUAUGAUGAAAAUUGGUAAAGACAAUAUGUUCUACGUAUGUGUAGGACAAUUAGUUACCUAAAACUGUACUCUGUUCUAUGAAAAAAGAUCCGAGUAAACUGACACAUAAUGAAUGAUCUUUCGUUUGCCCGUUGGCAUAGGUCAUUUUCUACAAUAUGAAGUAUUUAUUACAAGUACAAAUUUUUGGGAGGAAUUUUUUCCAGAAUUUUAUUACGAAUUAUCAAUCAUAACUCGGUACAGAAAUCUUUAAGUUACGCGAAACAUAAGAACAGAAUCAAACGAUUCGUGUAAUAUAGAUUUUGUAUUUCAUUGUAGUGAAACAUUCUCUUUUUUUUUUCGUAGAAAUGUUCAACAUUCUCUUUUUUUUUUAUGUAACGUAAUAUUUAGAACAUUCUACCUCAGUAAAAUUAUACAUUUAAACGGUUGAUGUUAAAAAAAAAACGCCUAUACAGUUUUGCUCAAUACAUCAUAUUACGAUUUAGUUUCAUAAAUUAUGACAUUCAGAUACAAAGAUACUGCCCUAAUUAUUAAGUAUGCAUAAGUUUUAUUUCUACAAGAAAUUAUUUGAUACAAAUGUAUUACUAUAAGCAUAUGCAAUUUUGACAUAUAUUUUACUAUGAAAGAAUAGUAAUAUUAAAUAUAUACUAAGUAAAACGUU